Molecule: messenger RNA, 2619 nt
Organism: Sclerotinia borealis F-4128
Lineage: Eukaryota; Fungi; Ascomycota; Leotiomycetes; Helotiales; Sclerotiniaceae
Source: the annotation of a GenBank genome assembly
AUGGUUGUCAGUAAAGCUAUAAGAGCUACUGGAUGCGCAUCAAGUCGUUUAUCCUUAUUACGACAUGUUACAUCCCUUCCAAUCCGAACUAUUCCAGUAGCUGGGAGAUUUCAACCAACUAGAAUUCAAAGGCAACAAAUCCGAUUUUCAUCUCAUUCACAGUUAAGUCAACAAUUCGAAGCAACCCACCACGAGGAUACUCUACAAGAUCGAGAGGUUCUAGAUGAGAACAAGGCAGACGAGGAUGAGGACAAAAUUGAGGCUUCUCGAUAUGAGAAUAUUAUGGAAGAUCGAGAGCUUUUGGACGAGAAUAAGGCAGAUGGGGAGGAGGUUGAGAAUGCCGUCUCUACUAUGCCAUGGUAUCUACAAGUUGAUACUCCCCAAUUGACACCAAGAACUCUCUCCGAACGUCAAAGAAUCCCGGAUCUACCAGGAUUGCCACCCCCGAUUCUUCAACCUAUGCUACAACAGAUCUCAGUCGAUUUAGGUCUUGAUGAUCUUACACUACUCGACCUACGAAAGCUUGACCCUCCGCCUGCACUAGGAGCAAAUCUAAUUAUGCUUAUUGGGACCGCACGAAGUGAAAAACACUUACACGUCUCCGCGGAUCGAUUAUGUCGAUGGUUGAGAAGUACAUAUAAACUACGCCCAAGCGCAGAUGGAUUAUUGGGAAGGAAUGAACUGAAAUUGAAGCUAAGACGCAAAUCGCGAAGAGCCAAGCUUUUAGGCAGUACGGCUGACGAUGAUGGUGAUGAUGGCAUAAGAACAGGUUGGGUCUGCGUCGAUAUCGGUGUGGUUGAGAGCCCAGAUAUGCAUGCAAAUGCUGUCCCUGAGGGCGAUGGAUUCGUGGGGUUUGGGAGACGGACCGAUGGUGUUAGGGUUGUCGUUCAAAUGCUUACCGAAGAGAAGAGGGAAGAGAUCGACCUGGAGAAAUUAUGGGGUGGGAUUUUGCGAAGGUCCGGCCAGUCGGAAGUUGAAGUUGAAGAUGCAGAGGUUGGGGAACUAAUAUCUACCUUGACUAUCGAACCUUCACAAGAUACUGCAGUGGGGUCGACCACAAAACGUCGAGGCUUUCAACUUCCACAAACUCGGCAAUAUCAUACUUCAGUACAAAGAAAAUCAGACGCUCCUAGGGACCAACAAUCAAACGGUAUCUUACCCUCACUACAGCAAGACGGACAAUUUGAAAACAGUAGACUAACAGAGCUUCAGCGAUCCGUACUUUCCGACCUUUCUCUUGGUGAAUUCGAAAAGGCAAAACACAAUGUAUCCGAAUUCAGUGCUACUAACGUAAACCUGAAUUGGCAAGACUUUCUGUUACAGCAACUGAAGACGUAUCUUGAAAAUGUCUCAGUAGAUCAGGCGAUAUUCGAUUUGGGUAAAGGCUAUUCCCCAGGGGAUACAUCCUUCCUCAAAUGCUUCAAAGACGCUGUGGAAGGUGACAGAGAAUUUGAUCACUCCGCGUCGUUUAGAUGGGAUUAUGUCUUCUGGCUAUUCUUCUAUGCUCGAGAUAUCGGCCACCCUUGGUUCAAGACCAUGAAUUUAAACAAUUUGCUGAGGAAAUUUGAAGGAAAGAAAUUUGACGGCAGUGAUAUAUCUGAUGAAUAUUACCACAAAAUCAUACGUACCCUACUUGAACCCGCUCCAGGCAUUUCAGACAAUAGCCACGCUCCUCCACGCCUUAAUGUCCGGCUCGCAUUGAAGGUCAUUCAAACAAUGUACAGACGAGGCCACAAGGUUUUUGUAGAAGAAAUGUUCGUGACUAUACAAGAAGCAACAGAACGAAUUUUGGAUCAAGAUCUCCUUACCAUUCGACCAAAAGCAACUAUGAAUGAAUCUUUCGGGAUACCAACAAAGGCCAUGUCACCAAUUCAGCGUCGAAUUCAUACUCUAAUGAUGAAUCUGACGUUACCUCCCUUUUCGGAUGAAUCUAGAAUGCGAUUGAUGCAACUUUAUGCAAGAAAUGGACAUUGGAUAGCUUUCUGGGAUAUCUGGAGAUUACCACUUCGUCAGUUCAAACCACAGUCAGCCGACAUGUAUGCAUAUAUGUUUCAAAGGGUAGCAGAGACGGGGCAUCAAAAAGGUUGUAUGAAAACGCUACGCACAUGGAUUGGAGAUUUAGAUCAAGAAAAUCCCGCCGUGAAGUUGGAAGGGACCAUUGCAGAAUCUGUUAAAGCUUGUUUAUUGAUUGCGCAUCCGGAUGUUGAGCAAGAAACAAUCGAGGAUCCUGCAAAGCCUGGGGAAUGGUCUUCUCUUUGGAGGAGAUGUCAUGGGGGAGAUGAACAGUGGAAAAACACUAUUGCAGCUAUGGUUGCUGAAUAUGAACGAGUAAAUGGCCACGUUGACGGUGUCGGAUUGGAUGAAAAUGCUGCUAUGGUGACUGAAGAAUCUAAUGGAAUUUACGGUGAUGAAUUGGAUGAAAAUGCUGCUAUGGUGAAUAAAGAAUCUGAUGGAAUGUACGGCGAUGAAUUGUAUGGGGAAAGAGCCACAGCUUCCGAAAGCUCACUCAAAGAAGAAGGAGAAGAACAAGAAAGUUCUUCCGAAAGGAAUCCAGCACCCGAAGAAGUGACCUUUCAGCAAGAAAUUGACCAAAAAGACGAUGAUGAUACCCGAGGAUGA